AUGGAAGGAACUUUUGAUGACUUUCCAUUGUUGACGGUAUGGGGAUCGCCAUCAUCUUUAGAAAUAGCUAAAUUAAUCUCUACAACAUUAAAUGCUCAAAUUGAAAAUAAUACACCAUUGCAAUUGUACUAUAUCGAUGCAACAAAUUCAUUUCCGUUGACCCAAUUUCAAAAAUUGGUACCUGUCAAUGAGGAUAAUAAACGUAUAUAUGAUUAUAUAAGAAUAAUGACCUGCUUAGAUCUAUAUGAAUUGAAUAGAAUAACUAACAAGAUGUUACAGUUAAUAAGUAUUGAUAAAAUACAGAAGAAACAAAAUAUAAAACAUAGAAACAAAGAACCGGAUUCAUUGCAUAAUACAUAUGGAAUACUUGUAUUUAUUAACGGUUUAGAAGUCAUGUUUAGAAAUACACAGAUGAAGGAAUCUCAAGAACGUACUCAUUUAUUUCUUAGAGAUAUCCUAUUAAGAAUAAGAGCCAUAGCUAAUCAACCCAAGGAUGAUAAUUCAAUAGAAUUACGUUCUAUAGUGACAUUCCCUUCUAACGAGUUGAAUAAAUCCCUUAAUAAGUCAAGUGACAAUCCAGCAAAGAGACCUAAAUCUAUUAAUUUAAUUAAAGGUAAUACCAUUGCUGAAUAUGUCACUAAAUUCUAUUCAGAUCGAUUGGUCUCGUGA
Vanderwaltozyma polyspora DSM 70294 is the source of this 669-nucleotide messenger RNA. It is a transcript of the gene CSM2, whose product is annotated as Csm2p. Gene Ontology annotation, cellular component: Shu complex; nucleus. The record is from RefSeq and is a predicted model, not a curated record. Gene Ontology annotation, biological process: recombinational repair. The transcript has a single exon. NCBI's taxonomy places the organism in Eukaryota, Fungi, Ascomycota, Saccharomycetes, Saccharomycetales, Saccharomycetaceae. Bases 1 to 669 code for a protein of 222 amino acids.